Molecule: messenger RNA, 540 nt
Organism: Chrysoperla carnea
Lineage: Eukaryota; Metazoa; Arthropoda; Insecta; Neuroptera; Chrysopidae
Exons: 5
Coding region: 1-540 (179 amino acids)
Molecular function (GO): sequence-specific DNA binding
Source: RefSeq, a predicted model, not a curated record
AUGGUUCUUCAUUGUUGUGUGAAAGGUUGUGUAAAAACACAGAAGGAUAUUAGUUUACAUGUGAUUCCUAAGAAUUUUGAGAAGUUUAAAGAUUGGACAAUAGCGAUUGAUCGAACGGACAUCGAAUACUCGAAACGUGAAAACUAUCAUGUCUGCGAUUUACAUUUCGCCGACGAAAUGAAACUCCAGGCUUCAACAGGAAAAUUGCGAACUAACUUAAAGCCUAAUGCUUUUCCUAGCCUCCACUUAAGUAGAUCGCCUAUUGCUUCUACGAGUCGAAAGAUUAUGGCCAUAAAUAUCGAAGAAGAACAAAUUCGACCUGCGUUUCAAAUAGAUUUGAAGAAAAAAAUGUAUUUACUAAAAGAAGGAAAUGUGAGAAGGGUGAAAGAACUAUCGAAAACAGCAAGAAAAUAUUACCAUAUUGCGAAAGAUAUGUUAAAACUUGCUCGAAAGUUGAAAGAUAAAAAUGAAACAUAUCUUAAAAGAUUGGAAAAUAAUGUUUUUAUUUUAUACAAGGGUGUGGGUUCCGAAUGUAAAUAA